This is a messenger RNA of Anopheles stephensi (Asian malaria mosquito), 117 nucleotides long. RefSeq names its product mucin-13-like. The record is from RefSeq and is a predicted model, not a curated record. NCBI's taxonomy places the organism in Eukaryota, Metazoa, Arthropoda, Insecta, Diptera, Culicidae. The annotation marks the transcript as partial. The transcript has 2 exons.
ACUACGUCCUCUAGCACAGGACCUACAGAUCCUACAACAGUCUCGACAUCCAGCGAAGCGACCACCACUACGUCCUCUAGCACAGGACCUACAGAACCUACAACAGUCUCGACAUCC